This is a messenger RNA of Corythoichthys intestinalis (scribbled pipefish), 6486 nucleotides long. RefSeq names its product signal transducer and activator of transcription 6, interleukin-4 induced (gene stat6). Gene Ontology annotation, molecular function: RNA polymerase II cis-regulatory region sequence-specific DNA binding; DNA-binding transcription factor activity, RNA polymerase II-specific. The transcript is spliced from 22 exons. The coding region runs from base 276 to 2624 and encodes 782 amino acids. The record is from RefSeq and is a predicted model, not a curated record. NCBI's taxonomy places the organism in Eukaryota, Metazoa, Chordata, Actinopteri, Syngnathiformes, Syngnathidae. Gene Ontology annotation, biological process: defense response; cytokine-mediated signaling pathway; growth hormone receptor signaling pathway via JAK-STAT.
GGAAAUCGACUCAGCUCACCCACGCUGGCUGGCAAGGCGAAACGCAGUCUAAUCCACCCUGACUGGUUGACAGAACGACUGCAACCUCCCCAUUCUCAACUCUGGAGGUGUGACGUGAGAGAUUGAGCAAGUGUAAAACAUCAGACGUCACGUCGGCCGACCAAGUCGGAACGGAGUUGCUUCAACAGCGAAGUCGAAACAAGCGGCCUGUGAAGAAAAAAAAACCGGAACCGGAAAACUGUCAACUGUCAAUCGAGGAGACGCCUGGCUUAACCAUGGCCCAGUGGUAUCGCAUCAGCCAGCUGAUACAGUACCUACCUGUGGAGACCAUGAAUGACCUCUACCCCUCAGCCACUUUUCCUAUUGAAGUCCGACACUUUUUGUCCGAUUGGAUUGAGAAGCAAAGAUGGGAGGAGUUUGCCCUGGAGAACGUAGAGCAGGAAGCAAAUGCCCGCGCUCUUUUGGAUGAACUCAUAAUGCUGCUGCAGUCAUUUUCUCAUCAUAAUGCCAAUGUCGUGGAUAAAAUGAAGCUGAUGCAGAUCAGCAGAAACAUGAGCAUCUUUCAACAUCAGCCACUGAAGUUUGUAGUGAUGGUGAGGGACACACUGCACAAAGAGAGAGUUCUGCUCAGAGCUAUGCCACAGGUAAGCAACCCUCCACAGCAUCAACAGCUUGUCACCAAAGAAGUGGCCUUUCCCAGCACGCAGGAUGUGGACCACCUUGUUCUCAAAGUGCUGGAGGUCCAGGAGUUACGACAAAAAAUACAUCAGGUUCAAGAAGAGCUCAAUUGGGAAAAGCAGAACUUUGAGUCUUUGCAAGGGACCAUGGAUCCCACAACGUCAGAAGUGACACGACUUCAAAACCACAUUGAGCAGCUGGACUAUAAUCUUAACACCAUGGGAACGAAGCGUUUUCAGUUGCUCACCGAAUGUGUGGACUGUCUAGACCAGUGCCAGGCCCAACUCCUCAGCAGGCUAAAGGCCUGGAGGUGGGAGCAGUACAAGGCAACCAUUGGACAUCCUUUUGAUGACAACCUCAAUAUCCUCCAGAUGUGGUGUGAGCAGCUUCUUGGUGUGAAUGGGAAGCUGAGACAGGAAUUAAUGCUUAUCGUGGAACCAAUCCCAGAGCUGCAAGAAAGACUCGGCCAACUUCUCCGACUUCUGGUUCAAAGUUCCCUUGUGGUGGACAAGCAGCCGCCUCAGGUUAUUAAGACACAAUCCAAGUUCACCACAACUCUACGCUAUCUGCUGGGUGAGACAUUAGCACCUGGGAAGCCUGUGGUGCUGAAGGCACAAAUCAUUAAUGAACUUCAGGCCAGAAGCCUUAACCUCACUCUCAGUGACAAUGUUGGGGAAGUGAUCAACAACACAGCCAUCCUUGAACAUAACACAGCCAGCAAGAGCACAUGUGCCACUUUCAGGAAUAUGUCAAUCAAGAAGAUUAAGAGAGCUGACAGAAAGGGAUCUGAAUCGGUGACCGAGGAGAAGUUUGCCCUCCUCUUCUCAACAGAGAUCACCGUCACAGGCAGUGAUACUCCUUUCAAAAUACAGAUCAUCUCAUUACCACUCGUCAUCAUUGUUCAUGGCAGCCAAGACAACAAUGCGCUGGCUACCAUCAUAUGGGAUUGUGCAUUUUCCGAGCCAGAUAGAGUGCCAUUUGUGGUGCCGGAGCGGGUGCCGUGGAAGCUCAUGUGCAGCACUCUCAACAGUAAAUUCACUUCAGAGAUCCAGUCACAUCACAACCUGGACCAGUACAACCAACACUUUCUGGCCCAGAAAAUAUUUGACAAACCAGAUUUCACCGAUGACUUCAGCAACAUGAUGGUUUCCUGGACGCAAUUUAACAAAGAAGUGCUCCCAGGUCGACAGUUUACAUUCUGGCAGUGGUUUGAAGGAGUAAUAGACCUGACCAAAAAACAUCUGAGAACAUACUGGAGUGAUGGGCUCAUAUUCGGUUUUAUUGGCAAGCAGUAUCUACAUCUGAUUCUUAAGCAGAGACCCAAUGGAACCUUCCUUCUACGCUUUAGCGACUCUGAGAUCGGCGGUAUCACCAUUGCUUACGUGGCUGCAGCAGACACGGGUGAACACAAUCAGAUCAUCAAAAACAUCCAACCAUUCACCAAGAGAGAUCUCGACAUUCGCAGCCUAGGCGAUCGCAUCCGGGACAUCAGUGACAUUACAUUCCUCUACCCUGACUUUCCUAAACAUGACGUUUUUAAGAAGUACUACUCAGAGCCCCAAACAACAGUCAGGGAUGACUACAUCCCGGUAUCACUCCAAACCAAAGUGGGAAGUGGGGAGACUAACUCAGUUGCAGCUAAUGUUGCCACCAUGUCACAUCACGCAGAAAACCACCUGAAUGCUGCUGGAUACCCAGUGGAUCCUGCCUCAGUUUCACCAUGUGUCACUAAUAUGACACAUCAUGCUGAAAGCUCCCGCAAUGCUGUUGGAUACCCCCUGUCCCAGUUCCAACAGUUCACUCCUCAAGAAGCCAUCACACAAGAGCAAAUGGAAAACUCAGAUUUACCUGCAGUAGAAUUUAGUCCAGAUUCUGCUGUCUUCAGUGACUUGGCCACUGGAGAUAUGGACCUUGACGGUUUCAACAGUCUCCUCAACUUUUCAUGAAGAUCUAGAGGCUGUGCGACACUGAGAAUGUGACAGUAACAAUAUUGUAAAGACUGACAUUUUUCAGAACAUAUCCUUAGUGGUUUGUUGAUUAUUGAUUUCUUUGGAUGACCACUUGAGUGGCAGAUCUAUGACAUUGCAGUACACAAUUGUGUCCUUUAUUGAAAUACAGUAUCAUGGUAAGGAAAUAUAUUUUAACAUACGAAAACAAUAUUUGAAUCAAUACCUUAUUGUCCAUGCAUAGCAUGUAAAGCACUUGUUCUUAGUCUCAUUCUGUGUUAACAGAUCCAGAUUUGGUUUCAGUAAAGAUCUGUAUAUUAGACGUUGUCAUUCAUUGCUUCAUUCAUUGAUGUUAAAAGAAGCCGGGGGUAUAAAGACUUGUAGGCCCUAAUAACCUGCAAUUGUUCUCUCGUACUAAAAUAUUUUAUUUGAAACACAUAAAAUAUCACCAUUGAUUUAAAAAUCUAUAAUAUUUAGUACAUAUCUUGACUUACGGCGAGCGCCAUGUUUUAUGCACGCAAUGCACGAUAGGGGUGACAACGUAGCUCGGUUGUUAAUGGUAGAAUAACUCUGCUCGAUACUAGCGAAGCUAGUAUGAUGACUAGCAUGAUUUGUUGGUUUUCACCUGAUGACUUGAGUUACUCAUUGCAGCUAAUAAAUAAACAAUACACAUACUUAGGGGUGUGACAAAAUAUCAAAAUGGUGAUAUAUCGUGAUACAUUGUAUCCCAAAAGGUUAUCGAUAUGCUCCUGCCAAGAAUCGACAUAUCGUUUUAAAAAGGUGUCAAUGUUUAAAAAAGAAAAAAAAAAAGGAAAGAACAAGUUGCUAUCAAAAUCUUCCACUAUAAUAGUGUCAGUUAACUCUAAGGUUGCCAUUGACGGUGCUCGACUCCAAUCCAUUUGACUGGGAAUGUUCGUUCAUUCGACACCAGAGCAUUCACAGUCAUUCUGUCUGUUUCAGGGCAUUUACAGGUCACUUGCUUUUCAUUUACAGGUCAUUUCCUGUUAAAUUUGAGUCACUGCCUAUUCAUUUGGGUGAUUCCCGGGUCACUUCCUGUUCUGUAACGCAAAAUAAACAGGAAGUGACCCAUAAAAUACCCCAGAAUUAACAGGAAGUAACUAAAAAUCAACAGGUAACUGACCUCAAAUGGUCCAAGUUUACCUCAUUGCCUGGCAUUGGCUGCAACUGACGGCCAUAGACGUUCAAUCCGUUUGAAGUGGAUUGGACGUCAACUAGUGAUAAACUCAAUCCAAUUCACAGCAGAAGCUUGUUUUUCUGUUUAUUAGUUGUUUGUAGAAUAUCCUAGAAUGAUUUCCUGACCAAUAUAUCGAUAAUCGUUGUAUCGCCACUCAACCACCGUGCCUCCAGUUUGCAUUUCAUUUAUAUUCGAGCAUGUUUUACAGCAUUACACAAGAAAGCGUUAAUAGUAGGGCUGUCAAAUUUAUUGCGUUAACGGGCGGAAAUUAAUUUUUUAAAUAUUUGACGCAAUUAACGCAUGCAUGGAAUGACCUGCUCACGCAUUGCCUCAAACAGAUUACAAUGACGCUGUUUAUGCACAUUUAGAGUGAAAAGAAUGCCACUGGCUGCUUGGGGGCAGCGCCGUUCCAAACUGAUGUUAUUUCUCCUAAUAGUGGGAAAAUUACUAGUUGUGAGACGUUUAUGCUGUUGCAUUGUGCUAUUUAUGCUCCACACAUAUUUCUGUAAGUCUACUUUCUUUAAGUGGCAAUUAUGUGUCUCUUGUUGUAUUUUGGGUAAGAUAUGUACAGAAAUAUAUAUGUUAUAAAUGUAAGUGGACACAGGCGUUCAUUGGACCGCGCCAUUUAUUGGCAUAAGCUUCGGCAACUCCUUCACAACAAACAUAAUUAACAUGUAGUGAAAUCAUAACAAAAAUAAUAUUCCUCUCUCUCAAAAAAAAUAAUAAUGUUCACAAAAAGAAAAGCACUUCCAUCUGUAUUAAUGAGGCCCUAUUCUCACACAGUUAAACAACUAUGCAAAGAGAACUGGCAUUUCUAAUCAAAAUAGCUAUGCAAAAUACACAUUAAACUUACUCAGACUUCAGUCACUCUAUUCUUAUUAUUAUUAUAUUAACUCUACUUAUGAUUGAAAAUUUUACAAAAUUUUAUUAAAGCAAAAACAUUGGGGGGGUUUUAAUAUAAAACUACUGUAACUUGUAACGAUAACAUUUAUCUUUUAAGAACUACAAGUCUUUCUAUCUGUGGAUCCCUUUAACAGAAAGAAUGUAAAUAAUGUUUAUUCCAUCUUGUAGAUUUAUUGUUAUAAUAAACAAAUACAGUACUUAUGUACAGUAUGUUGUAUGUAUAUACAGUGGGGAGAACAAGUAUUUGAUACACUGCCAAUGGGUUUUCCCAUUGACUGUGUAUCAAAUACUUGUUCUCCCCACUGUAUCCGUCUUGUGUCUUAUAUUUCCAUUCCAACAAUAUUUACAGAAAAAUAUGGCAUAUUUUAGAGAUGGUUUGAAUUGUGAUUAAUUACGAUUAAUUAAUUUUUAAGCUGUGAUUAACUCGAUUAAAAAUUUUAAUCAUUUGACAGCCCUAGUUAAUAGGCAUUUUUACAUAUUAUUGUGAACAGACAUGCCCAAAAUACCGUACAUUAUACUCCUUAUUCAAGACAUAUUUAUUAUAAAGCAGGACCACUAAAUGCUCCAGACAGAUCUGUAGCUGCACCUAGCUGACCGGUAGGAUUAUCAUCAAUCUGGACAGCGCUUUUACGUGAAAUUGAUGGGUACCCAUUGGUGACCCAGUUCCGACUGGGUAAGGCAUCACUCUCUCAGUCGUGGAGGCUGGGAAGGGCACCCCAUUAGACGUCUCGGUUAAGGCAAACUGCAUCAAAGUUUUCAUGUCCUGUGAUGUAUGGGAUAUCUUGAUCAAACUGCUGUUUCACUGUAUAUCCUAAUUAUUGGUAAAGCACACGACAGCUCUGGAUGCUAAACAUUUUCAGAUUGAUAUUGGAAUAAGUUUGAUCACACAACAGCUUACCGUGAAGAUCCGCAGAAAAAACCUGGAGUUCUUGACAACACUCUCCCUCUCCGGUAUUAUUGAGAUGCAGUUGCCGCACGUACACCACCGGUUUUGUCCCACUUUUGUCUCAUUCCGUCUUUUCCUGUUCUUCAUUUUGCUGCUCCUUUUGUGGUGCAACAUCAGUGCUGUCCUGCUCAUUAAUAUUUUGCUCUGGUUCAAAUUGAAAUGGCUGAAAAGAUGACACGGUCAUGUCGCUAAGCAGUCACACUCCGGAAGCCCGGCAGUUGCCGCAAGUGUAAUACGUUACCACCCCAGAGUGCAUAGCAAAGUCACCAACAAUGGCGACCUACUACUUAUUCUUUUUACAAAUUUUAUUUUAAAAAAUAAAUAAAAAAUAUUAAAAACAUCAAGAAGGGUUUUGAUAUCAAAUUAUUAUAACUGAUACGAACAAUUAUGUUGUAAGAACUACAAGUCCUCAUAGCCGGAGUUCCUUUUAAAGCUUUAUUUCUAAAUGUGUUUAUAUUGGACAAAUGAGCACAGCUAGGAUUGCAGAGCUAUAGGCCAAGCAAAUUCUUUCCAAAGUUUUGGAUGUUCUUUAUGUGGCCUUUUGCAUUGAAGUUUGAACCCCUCGAAUAUCCACAGGCACUUUGGGCUUUUUUACUGCUUGAAUGUAAGCAAUGCCUCUGUAUUCUCUGAUAAAAAUAAAUAAAUAUUGUAUUGUUAAUGCAGUUGUAGAAUUCUUACAGUUUGCCAAUGCAAUGCUUAGGAUGCUGACUAUGCAAAUUAUAUAUGCUACUGGCAUUUUGGUAUUGAAUGAUUUUAAUCAUAGAGAACUAGUGUUUGAAUUUUACAAGAACAAUAUGCGUUACACAUCACUGUGGCUG